This is a messenger RNA of Salmo salar (Atlantic salmon), 2716 nucleotides long. It is a transcript of the gene kif25, whose product is annotated as kinesin family member 25. Gene Ontology annotation, cellular component: microtubule cytoskeleton. The record is from RefSeq and is a predicted model, not a curated record. Gene Ontology annotation, biological process: microtubule-based movement. Gene Ontology annotation, molecular function: microtubule motor activity; microtubule binding; ATP binding. NCBI's taxonomy places the organism in Eukaryota, Metazoa, Chordata, Actinopteri, Salmoniformes, Salmonidae.
AUAUAAACUAUUAAAUAUCUCUGGCCAUAACAUUGGGUGACACCUGUGAAUUAUGGCAAACGUGGCUCCCUAAUAUGGUAGCAAUAUACUUCGCCUCUUCCUCUCUGGCUAAGCCUGUCAAAAGCCCAUGGCACCAUUACGAACGCACGUCUCAGGACAAGUGGACGCCAUCUAAAUGCACGCGGAUGGAGAGCUGCUUGGAGAGUGUUGUGCGUGCGUAAUCGCAUUAUCUGACCUGAAAAAACGCAGGCUGACAGCCCAGUCGCAUAAUAUUCUUUACUGUACUUUUUUUUAUUGUUUUCUUUCCUUGAUUAAAAUGCCACUCUUCAUAAACCGAGACCAGAUAUUUGCGCACCAAGUUCACCUUUUGGAGCACAAACUGCGGAGCAAAGAAGAACGCAUUCUGGAGUUGGAGACUGAAAAUGCCAUUCUUCACCUGAGGCUCGCCGAUUGUCUGGGGAAACUUCGUCGGGAUCAUGCGGAAGAGGCAGAAGCAGAAGCCCAGAAGCGUUGGCAACACCAGAGAGUUGUGCAGCAAAGCACCCAGUCUGCCCUGGCCAAACUCCUGUCUGAAGUUCAGAUUUUGAAGCAGGACCUGAGAGAGGUGUUUGCGGUGUAUGUGAACUUCGCCACUGAGUUGGAGAACCAGAGCAGGCUGCUGCUGGAACAAGUCGGCCAAGCCAGCUUCGCCCUCCAGGGCCACCAUGGCAAUGAUGUGCACAGUUUGCAGGCUCAGAUGGAGGCUCUAGAGCGCUCGCUACAGGAGGAGAAGGAGCGGAGCAGGACUGAGAGGGAGAGGAGGAAGAUACUUCACAACACCUUGGUGGAGCUGCGGGGGAACAUCAGGGUCCACUGCAGAGUGCGUCCAGUCCUUCCCUUUGACGAUGGCCAGGGAUCAACAUUAGCAAUAGGGCCUGCUACAACAGAAGAGGUGGUUCAGGCAGUUAAUGAUGAUACAGUUGUUGUGAAUUGUACUAGAAUGGGGAACCCGGGGCUGAACAAGAUGUUUGAGUUUGAGAGGGUGCAUGGUCCUGAGGACUCCCAGGAUGUCGUGUUUGAGGAAGUGAAGCCUCUCCUCACAUCUCUGCUGGACGGGUAUAACGUGUGCAUCAUGGCGUACGGACAGACAGGCAGUGGGAAGACACACACCAUGAUCGGCUCCCAGGCUGAGGACCCCUCAGGACCACAGGGGGAGGCCCGGCAAGGCGUUAUUCCCAAAGCAGCCACUGAACUCUUCAGACUGAUAUCGGAGAAACCUGCUGAGAGUCACACGGUGGAGGUGUCUGUGGUGGAGGUAUACAACAACGAGGUGUUGGAUCUGCUGGCUAAAGACGAGGACGGGGUUGCCAUGGGCGCCAAGAGAGACGUCAUCACUACCAGCACAGGGACCAGCGAGGUGCCCUUACUCUCCUAUGUGUUGGUGAGAAGCUCAGCAGAUGUGAUGCAGCUGAUCAGUUCUGUUCUGAGGUUGAGGGCUCGCUGCCCUACACUGGUCCACAGAGACUCCUCACGCUCUCAUCUCAUAGUAACCCUUACUGUCUCCUCCAAGAGCCCCAAUGCACUGGCCCUGGCUCGUAGGUUGCAAAAUGUCAAGAAAGACAUGCAGCGCAAGGCCCAGAAGGAGUGGUGGAGCCCCCGCUGUCGCCGUGCCAACCCAAUGGCCCGCCAAUCGGGGGACGAGCGUUCCGCUAGCUCCUCCUCCUCGCCCUACCACUCCCCCAGCCACUCCCCCAUUCACUCCUCUUGCCCCUCCCCCAGAGCCAGCACCACCCAGGCUCCCUUCAGGACCAAACUACAGCUGGUGGACCUUGCAGGUAGCGAGUGUGUGGGUAUGUCAGGGGUGACUGGCGCUGCCCUGUGGGAGACGUCGUGUAUAAACCGCAGUCUGUCUGCUCUGUCUGACGUACUGGGAGCUCUGGCAGAGCAACGGCCACAUGUGCCCUACAGAAACAGCAAGCUCACACACCUACUGCAGGAUGCCAUCGGUGGGGAUGCGAAGCUGCUGGUGAUGCUUUGCGUCUCUCCCACCCAGAGGUAUAUGACUGAGUCUCUACAGUCUCUGGGCUUCGGCACGCGGGCUCGUCAGGUCCAAAAAGAUACCCCUCGCAGGAAGAACAUUGCCCUCAAACUGAAGUAAUGAGAGGAGAGCAGAGCAGAGGAGUAUAGAAGAGAGAAGGGAGAGAGGUCCCAGGCUGUGAUGGCAUGGUCAAAGAUAGAACAGAGGUCCCCCUCAAUCAAGUGAAGGCUGAACAGAGUUACAUGUGGCCACUGUGGCGUAAAUGUUGUAUAUAUGUAAAUAUUAUUUAGUAACUUAUGUCGUUGCUUUACUUAAACAUACAAUUGUACAUGUAUAUCUAGCUAUUUGAACACCAAAUUGGGUUGUUUUUUAAAAAAAUGGUUUGACAAAUGUUGAAUAAUUUUCAUCUAUCGGUGUCAAACUCCAUCGCCUCUUUAUGUCCACCCAAAUAGUAUACAAUAUUUACUUGACCAAUUAUUUUAUAUUGUAGAAUUGAUUCUUAGAUGCAGUAUUUCCCUUUGUUUUUAAAUAGAUGGACAAAUAAUUUAGGCUAGUAAUUUUUUGAUUUGUGUUCAAUCUUAGACUGAUGGUAAAUCACAGGCUUUAAGGCUUACUUAUACUGAACAAAAAUAUAAAACGCAACAUGUAAAGUGUUGGUCCCAUGUUUCAUGAGCUGAAAUAAAUGAUACCAGAAAUGUU